This is a messenger RNA of Mesocricetus auratus (golden hamster), 2317 nucleotides long. RefSeq names its product zinc finger protein 58. Bases 300 to 1799 code for a protein of 499 amino acids. Gene Ontology annotation, biological process: regulation of immune system process; negative regulation of transcription by RNA polymerase II; regulation of cytokine production. NCBI's taxonomy places the organism in Eukaryota, Metazoa, Chordata, Mammalia, Rodentia, Cricetidae. The transcript is spliced from 4 exons. The record is from RefSeq and is a predicted model, not a curated record.
UGCUUUGCAAGCUCUAAGAGAGAAACAAUAAAUAGUCCUGUUUAGCGGUAUACCCGUGAACCACGCAAUGACCAUUAUGGUAUGAUGCCUCUAAAAUUGCCACACUGCCUCUCAUAUCUUCACCUUAGCAGCAGCUGUCUAAUGGAACUUAGAGGGGACAGGAGGACAUACAUAAUGCUAGCUAACACAUAGACAGGAAGUGAAAUGGCUGGGUGGAGACAGGAAGUGAGAUAGCUGGGUAGAGAAAAUAUAGGUGAAAGGAAACAGGAACUCGAUAUCUUUUCAGCUGGGAAAUUAGCAUGGAAAUGCUGUCCUUCUGGGAUGUGGCCAUUGAGUUCUCUCCAGAAGAGAGGGAAUACCUGGAGCCUGCUCAGUGGAAUCUGUACAGGGAUGUAAUGUUGGAGAAUUACAGCCACCUUGAUUUCCUGGGUCUUGCUGUCCCUAAGCCACACCUGGUAACAUUUCUGGAACAAAGACAAGAGAUUUCAGAUGUGAAGAGACAAACAGCAGCCACCAUGCACCCAGGAACAACAACCAAUGAUUAUAAUGUUUACGACAAGGCCACUGAUUGUAACUCACUAAGUAUUCAAAAACAGAAAUUUCAUACAAGGAAGAAAACUUACAAGUGUGAAGAAUGUGAUAAGGCCCUUAGUUCUUAUAGAACACUUUCUAUACACCAGAGACUUCACACUGGAGAAAAACCCUACACAUGUAAAGAAUGUCAUAAGGCCUUCAAUACACGCUCAUCACUUUUUAUACACCAGAAAAAUCAUACUGCUGAAAAACCCUACAAGUGUGAAGAAUGUGGCAAAUCAUUUUACUAUCCUUCAAUGCUGAGGCAACAUCAAAGAACUCAUUCUGGAGAGAAACCCUGCAAGUGUGAAGAGUGUGGCCGGUGCUUUUCCUCGUUUUCAUACCUUAGACAGCAUGAAGCGAUUCACACUGGAGAGGGACCAUACAGGUGUGAGGACUGUCACAAAGCCUUUCAUUUUUACUCAUCCCUUAAGAGCCACAAGGCAGUGCAUAGUGAAGAGAAACUCAACAAGCGUGAACUGACAGGCAGAGGACUUACUAAGCCUGCUCUCGUCAGUGGGAACAAGGCAGCUCAUACCGCAGAGAAAGCCAACAAGUGUGAGGAGUGUGGCAAGUGUUUUGCAUCGUCUGCAUCCCUUAGGCAACAUCAAACCAUCCAUUCUGAAGACAAUCCCUACAAGUGUGCAGAGUGUGGUAAGAGGUUUUCCUCCUUUGCACACCAACAACAACAUCAGACAGUCCAUACGGGAGAGAAACCAUACAAGUGUGAGGAGUGUGGCAAAUGUUUUGGCUCAGCCUCAUCCCUUAAACGACAUCAACCAAUCCAUUCUGAAGACAGUCCCUACAAGUGUGCAGAGUGUGGCAAAAAUCUUUCCUGUUUUGCAAACCUUCAGGAACAUCAGAUAGUCCAUACUGGAGUGAAAUCAUACAAGUGUGAGGAGUGUGGCAAAUGUUUUUACUUAUCAUCAUCCCUUCAGCGACAUCAAAAAAUUCACUGUGAAGACAAUCCCUACAAGUGUCAAGAGUGUGGCAGGUGUUUUUACUCAUCUGUGCCCCUUAGAAGACAUCAAACCAUCCAUUCUGAAGACAAUCCUUAUACUUGUGAUGACUGUGGCAAACGGUUUUGCUAUUCUAGGGAUCUUCAGGAACAUCGGACAAUUCACACUGGAGAGAAACCAUACAAGUGUGACGAGUGUCACAAAGCCUUUCAUUAUCACUCAUCCCUUAGGAAACACAAGAAAGUUCAUACUGGAGAGAGACCCUAGCAGUAUGAAGAGUGUGACAGAUGUUUUUCCUCAUCUUCUUCCCUUAGACAACAUUAAACAAAAGAAAAUUUAUUCUAAAGACAAUCCCUAAAAGUGUGGGGAAUGUGGCAAAACUUUAUUAAUCUUUAUGUCCUUAUUCAACAUGUGAUAUAGUUUCUACAGGAGGGAAAUCCUACAAAUGUCCUAAAAUGUUUACUUCUUCAACCCUUAAAAUACACCAAAUGAUUCAUUCUGACUACAAACUUAUGAGUGUGUAAAUUGUGGUAAAAAUCUUUGCCAACUAUUUAGAUCUUAUCCAACUCAAAUGAAUCCAUAGUGGAGAAUAUUAAGUUCAUUAUUUUGCAAUGUCAACACAAACAUCUCACCUACAACAGCACAAAUGCUAAGAAUGUCAUCAGAGAACAGUAGAAACUUCUCUUUGCUAUAACCCCCAACAGUUUGUUCAAGCACUGUGUUUGAAACUUGCCAUGAUUAAUGAGUUUUUUUCUUCUGUAACUAUAAAUGUUCCAUGAAACAUU